Anneissia japonica is the source of this 3826-nucleotide messenger RNA. RefSeq names its product membrane progestin receptor beta-like. Gene Ontology annotation, cellular component: plasma membrane. Gene Ontology annotation, molecular function: steroid binding; nuclear steroid receptor activity. Gene Ontology annotation, biological process: response to steroid hormone. The record is from RefSeq and is a predicted model, not a curated record. The transcript has 4 exons. NCBI's taxonomy places the organism in Eukaryota, Metazoa, Echinodermata, Crinoidea, Comatulida, Comatulidae. Bases 568 to 1581 code for a protein of 337 amino acids.
AUGUAGGUCAAUUUAUUAGGACCACCACCGCCGCUUUGACUUUGAAACCGGUACGAAGGGUGCAGCUGCAGGUAAAUCCCACCUUAUCCCACUCAGAAUUACUCAGGAUUUUCCUUUGUUUUUGUUGUAAGAGACAGGAGGUAAGACAUACACUUACACAGACAAUAGUUACUACUCUAGCAUGGAGGAAAUAUAGGAGGAGCACUACUUACAAAAAACAGGGUUAAUUUUGCAUAACAUUUGGAAAUCACAGCAUUCAAUUAAUGCCUUUGAAAAUAACUUAUUGGAUAAGGUUGAGCAUAAACAAGUCCAGUGCACAAAAUUCAAAAGGGUUAUGGCCCAGGCCUGGUUGCAGCUCUCUUUCUCCUGACAUGCACGACAAAAUUGAAGUUGGAUUGGACAGUCAAUGCAUCAGCAUAAAAUCACAUCAUUGGACCCAUAAAGAUUCUCAGACAGUUUCAACCAGCUGGAUAUCAACAGGGAAGCCUGUCCAUUCCAAAGCUGCUCAAUAUUUCAUCAGCUGCAUUCAAACUAACCUGCUACUGAAUCUGGACUAACAUAAACACAAUGUGGUUUAUUGAUACGUCUUUGUCAGACUGGCUGAAGCAUAAAGAUAGUCAAGACUUGCAAACUGAGCAAGAAGUUCCUACAUUGUUCCGUGAGCCAUACAUCAAGUUCGGUUACCGACGACCCCACCAACCUCUAAUAUAUUAUUUCAAGAGUUUAUUCCAGUUUCACAAUGAAACCUUGAAUGUGUGGACACACGGCCUAGGUUGCCUUGUUGUCCUAUGGAAAUCCAUCCAAUAUUGUUACCAUCUUGAUUUCAAUGAUCAAUUUUGUAAAAUAUUUUUUUUAUUUUGUUUUUCAAGUUGUGUCUAUUUAUUGUUAAGUAUGUUGGCACAUCUUCUUCAUUCUCACUCUGACCUGAUGCAUCAUGUCAGUUUUUUCUUUGACUACAUGGGUGUCAGUGUAUAUGGCCUAGGUGGUAGUAUAGGUUGUUUUUUCCUUGCAUCAGACCCAGAGUUUUUAAGUUACAUAAAAGCAUUCUACAUGCCACUGGCGUGGACAUUUACAUUCCUCACUUGUGCAUGCUGUACUUAUGCAAAAUAUCGAUACCAACGUCCAUAUCCACCUAUGAGGAAGGUGUGGCAAAUGUUACCGGCUGCUUCUGGGUAUAUGAUGGCUAUGUCGCCUCUCGUACAUCGUAUGUCCAGUGGACUCACAAAAUUGUCCCUCGAUGGUUCUGAAAGGCUACAUGCUGCUCAGAUGUGUCUCUUCGUAAUUUCAUCAUUUUUCUUUUCAGUACCUUUCCCACAAAAGUGGACACCUGGUAGAUUUGACAUCCUUGGCCAUAGUCAUCAGUUAUUCCAUGUGUUUAUGGUUGGCUCUACUUCAUGUUUAAUGGAUGCUUUGUUUCUUGAUUUAAAGCAGAGGAGGAAUGUAUACUCAGAUAUUUUUGAACCAACAUCAUUUGAUGUCUAUGGCUACAUGAUAGCUCUUAUUGCUGCUGACUUGGUUAUAAUCAUGGUCUUUAGAGAACUCACAAAACAUAAAAUAAAGAAAGAGAAGGAGCAGGAUUGAUGUUAAUCAGUUACCAGUAUGGGACCUAAGACUAAUAAAUAGGUGUAGGAAAACUAACUGCAUAAUUAAAAGCUUUAGAUGCCUAGCUAUAGUAAAUAGCCAAUUAUAGAUUUCACUACUUUAUUUAUUUUCUUACAUUCCCUAUUCACAUUAUACUUGAACUUUGACUGUGUAGAACGUGCCUUUAAAGAAAUUUUCUAUUUUAUUACAUUAAAAUAUCGAUAAUCAUAUUUAUGUGUGUGGUUGCUGCACAGUGGUAUGAAUGAAGCCUAUUUUGAACUGAAGGAUAUCUCAAUUACAAAGUUCAUUUGCUACAGUUUAAUGUGAUGCUCUACCACUUCGUUCAUUUUAGUAUAGCAGUGCUCGUAUUGUUAAACCUAAUGAGUAAUUAACUUAUUUUGGUAGUCUGAAUAUUUAAAUACAAAUUAAAUGUGCAUGUUGCUGCUUGGAAAUGUGUGGUUUUCUGCUGGAGGUUUUGAUAUAUUUUGUAUAUGCAAUUGUUGAUGUUCAAUUGAUACUGCCAGAUAUAAUAAUAAUAAUAAUAAUAAUAAUAACAAUAAUAAUAAUCAAUAAAAAUAUCAAAUAGUAAUAAUGAUAAUAGCUUUAGAUAGUGCCGGAGCCUCUAUGCACUUCAUAUUAUUAGCCUGGUUAUUUGAACCACUUACUAAGUUCCCUGGGGAGGGGGGUACUUGCCAUAAUUUUGUGCUUGUAAUCAACAUCCAUCUUACAUUUGCAUACAGUACCACAUGCCCUCUUAAGAGAGAUAAAGUGCCUUGCCCAAGAUGACAAGCAAGUGGCCGGAAUUGAAGUUUGUGAGAAUGAUAAACCAUAGUUGAUGUAAUUUUACAAAUGAAGCUUAUGGUUCUGAUCUUGUUUCUCCAUUUGGCCUAUUUGUUUACUCAUACCAUUGCAUUUCAGUUCAUUUCGUAUUUCGUCUAAAUUUUCUAGAGUAAAUGCUACAAAUAUGGUUUUAUUAUAUAGUUUAUAUAUAUAAUUAUAUGUAUAUAAGUUAUAUUCUGCAUUUUGUGUUGUACAAAAUACUUCUAUUGAUAUUUAUCAUUAUUCUUGCAAUGUUUUUUAGGUUAGUUUGUAAGAUUUUAAGUACUGUAAUUUAUUUGUAAUCCUAAAAGGUGUUUUGUCUCCUUGCUGUUGAAUGUGAAUUGAAAUCAACAAAAUAAAUAUGCUUCCAUAUCCCAAUUUGUGUUCAUAACUUAGCCAGCUUCAUACCUGCUGCAAAACCAGAUUGCUCAAAUAUUCCUAACAAUUGCAUCAUAUGUUUAAUUCUUUGAUAAUAUAUAUAAUGUAUAAAUGGUAGUUUUGAACUCAAUUUGGAUUAUUGUUGACAUACUGUAAUCCUGGUAAUAGUCCUUUGUUCUUGCUUUGAUUCACUCCUACAUUUAGAGGUUUCCAAGUUUUUGGCCUGUAGGAGGGUGGUGAGAGGUGAUGUGAAAAAUGAGAAUACGGAACUAAUCUGCUGCCAUGGGGGAGGGGGGAGCACACCCAUAUUUUCGCUGUUUUUACUUUUACUUAAUCCUGCCAGUAGUGAGGUUUGUCCUCUUGCUUUGAAUGAAUCAUAAAUGCUUUACUUUUUAAUAGUUUUAUAUUUUUAAUUUGCAAAACAAGGUCCUCCUUGUGUUUCUGAAUAUACAGUACAGGAAAGCUAUGUGAUUAUUUAUUGAAUGUACAAUUGCAAUUUACUGUUCAGAUGUAAUAGAUGUAUUUUAAAAAGAAUAUUUAAUUUAAGGCUUAAGUCGACCAAAAAAUAAUGUCAUUAAAAAAAUAGGUAUAUUAUAACAAAUGUAAGCUUUGUAACCAAGUACUGUAUGUAAAGAGUAAUAUUUUGAUUACAAAAGUUAUGCUUACUCGCAUGCAGUGUCGGAAAUUACAAUAAUCUUCAUGUAAACAGUGAUGCAUACAGAAACAUGGGUCCCACACAUCUGAGAGGUGUACAACCUAAAUUCUCCUGUGAACCGUAAGUGGCACCACUACUGCUUGUAGGGUGUUUUAAUGAAUCUGGUGUGGUCUCCAUCGCUGCAUUCGGUUCACUGCCUUCAAAUUGAGUUGGUUGGUACCGUAAUUGUCUUUCUCAGAAGUUGACCGUAGUUGUUGAUAUAAUGAUUGGAAUGGAUAAUUCAAAGAUGUCAGUUUUUGGCAGGUGAUCGCAAUGUACAUUUUUUUUUUUUUAUUGGAGGUACGGUAGCUUACAUGCAAUUUUUUGAAUAAAUCAAACAAACAGAAGUUUGAA